Molecule: messenger RNA, 1752 nt
Organism: Phytophthora nicotianae INRA-310
Lineage: Eukaryota; Oomycota; Peronosporomycetes; Peronosporales; Peronosporaceae
Exons: 2
Coding region: 374-820 (148 amino acids)
Molecular function (GO): peptidyl-prolyl cis-trans isomerase activity
Source: RefSeq, a predicted model, not a curated record
CGUCUUGGGCAGCUCUGAGACGUUAGACUUGAGUUCACUAGGAGGUCGUUGAGUUUGCUCUUGGGCGCGAAGUUGAGCUUGAUUCAGCGAGUGUUGCUCUUGCAUUUGCAUAAGCAGGUGCUCCAUGGUUGGGUCCAAGGUCCCAUCGGGCCCAGUUGCCGCGUUCACCAGUGCUAACACCUCUUCUGCCGACGGUGCCUUCAUGACCGAGAAACCGAUUAGUAGCCCCGCCCUCAAAAAUGCGCGGAAUGGCAGUGACUUGGUGUUUGUAUUCACUACACUGACGAUCCGUAGAAGUACGUUUUAGUGUUUUAUACAUUAAAUAUUUUGUGAAAAGUCACUAAUAAGAGAAAAGAUAUUGAAGGAGAAGAAGAUGGCGGCGAAGCGAGUAUACACGGCGCUUUUGGUGUUGCUCCUCGCCAUUACAGUGCUGAACGAUUUCAGUCUAAAGGCUGUAGUGUCGGCGGGUAAGCCCAAAGCGCGCGCCAGCCACAUCCUGGUGCCUACUGAGACGGAGUGCGACGAGAUCUUGAAGGAGUUGCAGGCGGCUGACGAUCUUGAGUCAACUUUUGCUCGUUUGGCCAAAGAGCGCAGUAAAUGCCCAUCGAGUCGCCAGGGUGGAGAUCUGGGGUCGUUCGGACGUGGCCAAAUGGUGCCCGAGUUCGAUAUGGUAGCCUUUGAGAAGCCUGUGGGAGAAGUCCACAAAGUUAAGACCCAGUUCGGCUGGCACUUGGUGCUUAUUACUGAUCGUUCGGGGAUGGGCGACGAGGUGCUCAGUGACUUGGACGACGAUGAUGCAGACCAGGAUCGUGAUCUCUAAGUGCUGGUUUUAAACGGAGACGGGAACGAAAAAUUAAGGUACUCAGUCACCCACAAUGUUGUGGGAGGAUUCAAAUGCAGUGCAAACAGAACAGUUUGCUUUUUUUUCGCGGAAGUAGCAACUAAGCUGAAAGACGAGAGUUUGCAACAUGUUGCCAUGAUUUCUCGCUCAAUGAUUGCCAGUUGAUUAGCUGAGCGUGUUUAGUCUGUUGCUGCACGUGCUGCUUCAGGGAUGGCAGUGACGGCUACAGUUACCAACCCAACCGCUAGGAGCAGAAACAAAACUCCAAAUCCACCAUAAAUCAUCUUGUGGGCGAUAUUUAGUCCAUCUUCCGGGUGCUUUUUGAUGAACGAUUGCACAUCUGACACUUGUUUCGCUGAGAGCUGCGUGGGGUUCUUGCCCACUACAGAAGCAACACUGCGAAGGUCAGGAUCCUGCUCCGCGAAUUUCUUCAUUUUGCUGAUAUCGGCCUCCUUCAUUGGGGUAGUCUUCAGGUUUACCUUGGAGAGAUCAACCGUCUUCCCCGAGGCAGUCUUCAGUUUGGUAAUAUCAACUUUUUGCCCCACAGGAAUCUGGAUUUUGCCGAUGCAGAGAUUCUUUCCGGAUAACUUCUUCACCACGGCAAGGUUCGACGGUUUCUUGAGCAUGGACUUUUGCUUGAGGGCGCCUAAAAUCCCUCUCUCUUCGUUAGUUGAACCACCACUACCACCAGUUGCUCCUUUGAGGUGACGGAGCUCAUUUUCCUUUACUCGGACUUUACCAUCGGCUCCAGUUAAGCCUUCGAUGCGCGCAACGACGAAAACGAGGAGUAGGACUUGGACACACUGGAAUCGCAUGGGUGGAAGCAGAUUGCGAAAUGAUGGCCGCGUCUCAAUGAAACUUUCAUCGAAGUUAUGCCUAUCUGGAAUGUUUUGUCUGACUUCUACUGCAGG